AUGGAGCGCUUGAGAAAGAUGUGGCAGCAAGAGCAGGACUAUGAGCCCAUCGAAGGAGCUUCGGCCGACGAGGAACGACGGAGACAGGAGCUGCGGGAGUCGACGUCUUUCUCAUGGACAGAAUACUCCAUCUUCCUGCUGCUGGGAGUGGCCAUGCUGUGGGCGUGGAACAUGCUUCUGGCGGCAGGUCCCUACUUCCAAAGCCGCUUCGCGUCGAGCGACCGCCUUCUGGACAAUUUCCAGGCCUCUGAAUUGGCUGUGUCCAGCAUCACGAACCUGGGCAGUAUGCUCGUCCUUACGAAUAUGCAGGCUCGCGCUUCGUAUCCUCGCCGUAUCGUCGUAUCCCUCUUGAUCAAUCUGCUCGCUUUCGCAUUGCUCGCUCUCUCGACGUGGUUUGCUCUCGGCGUCAGCGCCAACGCCUACUUCGCCUUCCUCAUCGUCAUCGUCUUCGUCACCAGUUUGGCAGCUGGCCUGUGCCAGAACGGUGUCUUUGCUUUCGUCUCCGGGUUUGCCCAGCCGGCAUAUACACAGGCCAUCAUGGUUGGACAAGGUGUCGCUGGUGUGCUUCCUUGCAUUGCUCAGAUCGUCUCGGUCCUCUCCGUCACAAACCUGCAGCCAGGUGAGCCAUCCGAUGACGGGCCAAGAGGUUCUGCACCGGCGGUUCCAGGAACCGCCGCUUUCGCCUACUUCAUUACUGCCACCGUCAUAUGUGCUUCUACGCUUGCCGCAUUCUUGUACCUUGUUCGACAAAACAAUGCCAAGAGCGCUGCAACUUAUCAAGAUAUGGCCUCCAGUGUUGGCAGCCUGGAACAGCCCGAGAGAAACACAGUGCCACUCACCGUGCUCUUGCGCAAGCUGCGCUGGCUCGCAGCUGCAGUCUUUUUGACAUUUACUGUCACCAUGAUGUUCCCAAUUUAUACCCAACGCAUAUUGAGUGUCAACGCAACUCACUCGUCGUCUCGCCUUUUCCAAGCCCCUUCUUUCAUACCAUUGGCUUUCCUUUUCUGGAAUGCCGGUGAUCUACUAGGUCGCUUGCUGCCCGCCGUGCCUCGCCUCUCCCUGAUCCACCGACCAAAGCUUAUCUUCAUACUCUCCAUCGCCCGUGUGUGCUUCAUCCCAUUGUAUCAUCUCUGCAAUAUUCGUGGACAAGGCGCUGUCGUUGACAGCGACGUUUUCUACUUGAUUGUCGUUCAACUGCUGUUUGGCAUAUCAAAUGGCUAUCUUGGCAGUAUGUGUAUGAUGGGUGCUGCCGAGUGGGUUGAACCAGAAGAACGAGAGGCUUCGGGUGGAUUCAUGGGCUUGUGUCUGGUGGCUGGUCUGGCAUUUGGCAGUUUGAUCAGUUUCUUCGCUGCAAGGGCGUAG
Molecule: messenger RNA, 1362 nt
Organism: Aureobasidium vineae
Lineage: Eukaryota; Fungi; Ascomycota; Dothideomycetes; Dothideales; Saccotheciaceae
Source: the annotation of a GenBank genome assembly